UCUUCAAUUUCGACCAAGAGCAAAAUCCUUGAACCCUGGACUUAAUUUUGUGUUAAACCAUUAAAUUGAAAUAAAUCUAUGCGCCUUACUAAAACGUCAAUUUGAGGCGGUGGUAUUCCUUGUUCUAAACAAAACUAUGGCGUGGGGUGAAGCAACCCGUGAUAUAUUAUAUUAAAUGCAAAGUUAGUGGGUUUCCACUCCCCAAAAAAAUCGCACAUCCUUAUUUCCAUGCCGCGAAUGAGAAUUCAGAAUUUCUUGCAAGAUUUGACUGUAGAUGGCGUCCUCUCUCGUUAAAACGGGGUUCCUUUAAACGGCUGCAACAAGUUGUGACUGCGCUCUCUAUAAACAGCUCUCGGGGAGUGGAAGGCUCCCUCGUAUACAAGUCUCGUUCUCUGAAGAAGCAACCGGCAAGGUGUUCAGCGAGGAAUAUCUCUUUCUCCCUCCCCAUCUCUCUCUGCGUUUAUAAAGGAAUCCCCUUCCUCCCAUCCAUCGCUGCACGUUGGGAGAGAAAGAACAGUUUCGGGAGAACCUACCCUCAUUUAUUGCUGGGUUGUUAUUUUUCUUUAAAUCAAAACAACAAUGCGGUAACUGCGGGAAGAAACGAUUUAAUAACACGGGAGCUCCAGAAGUCUGAACCCAGUGGAAUGCGUUGGCACCGCACUUGUUGACGCCGAUGGCCCGGGUCCCGGCCUCCGCCUACCGCGGCUUGCUGCUCUUCCUGCCCUUCCUCGCCCUGUGCCCGCUCCCCGGUUCCCUGGCACAGAAUUCGGUGACGUUCAGCCUGCCCGAGGAACAGCCGCCCAACACGCUGAUCGGAAACCCGGGCGAGAGUCUGGGUCUGGAGCGGGACAACCGCCUGUUCAAGCUGGAGCUAGGCCAACCUUACCUUCGGGUGGACCAGACGGGAGGCAACAUGUACACCACGGAAACAUCCAUCGACCGAGAGAAGAUGACGUGUGACAGUCCCACCGAAUGCCCACUGGAGUUUGAGAUCUCGGUCACCGACACCAUGUACAACUCGCCCACCGUGCUGGUGGAAGGCAGGAUCUUGGUGCAAGACGUGAACGACAACUCGCCGUCCUUCAACUCGCCGGUCAUCACCAUCGCCAUCCCCGAACACACACCCCCGGGCACUUUGGUCAACAUCCCCACAGCCAGCGACCGCGACUCGGGGACCAACGGCGUGUCCGGCUACGAAUUGCUGGGCAACGAGGGCCAGGGUCUCUUCAGCUUGCAGGUGGCCGAGGAACACGGCGAGAGGUUGCCCCAACUCAUAGUCACCGGCUCUUUGGACCGGGAGCAACGGGACACCUACGAUUUGACGGUGAGGGUGGUGGACGGAGGGCUGCCACCCAGGAGUAGUACCUCGGUCUUGCGGGUCAGUGUGUUGGACAUUAAUGACAACGCGCCCCGAUUCGAGAGGUACAUUUACCAAGGGUCGGUGGAAGAGAACAGCCCGGCCGGUACUUCCAUCCUGCAGGUGAGGGCCACCGAUAUGGACUUGGGCGAGAACUCUCGGAUCGAGUACACUUUCGCCCAGGCGGCGGAUAGCGCCCGCCACCUACUCCGUCUGGACAAGAACACCGGCUGGAUUACGGUACAAGGGCCGGUGGACCGGGAGAAGUUCAACCAGUUCAGGUUCUACGUUCACGCCCGCGACAAGGGCCCGAUCCCCAAACAGGACAGGGCUUCGGUGGUGAUCACGGUUCGAGACACCAACGACAACGCGCCGGCCAUCGAGAUCCGAGGGAUAGGCCUGGUCACUCACCGAAACGGGGUGGCGGAUAUCGACGAGGACGCACCGGUCGAUUCUCCCGUGGCUCUGGUCCAAGUGUCGGACCGCGACGAGGGGGAGAACGCGGCGGUGACUUGCAUAGUCGCGGGAGACGUGCCCUUCCAACUCAAACCGGCCAGCGAGUCCAGCAGCGAGAGGAAGAAGAAGUUCUUCCUGCAGACCACCACCGCCUUGGACUACGAGAAGGACCAAGAGUAUCUCAUCCAGAUCGUGGCGGUGGACUCGGGCAACCCACCCCUGUCCAGCACCAACACCCUGACCGUGAAGGUCGCUGAUGCGAAUGACAACGCUCCCAUCUUCACCCAGAACCACAUGCAAGUUGGGAUCUUGGAGAACAACCCCGCUCCCACUUUUUUACUCCGGGCGGCGGCCACCGACGCCGACAGCGGCAGCAACGCCGAGCUCAUCUACUCCCUGCAACCCGACCCGGCCAUCCAGGACCUGUUCAAGAUUAACCCUAACACGGGAGAUGUGAGGGUCGUCUCGACGUUAGACCGGGAGCAGAAGGAUCGCUACGAGUUCAAGGUGGCGGCGGCGGACAAGGGGGUCCCCAGCCAGAAAGGGACGGCCACCGUGGUGGUCAAUGUCUUGGACGAGAACGACAACGACCCUCGGUUCAUGCUCAACGCAUACAAUUUCUCAGUGCGGGAGAACCUGCCCCCGUCCAGUCCUGUAGGUAUGGUCACUGUGUCCGAUGCCGACCAGGAGACCAACGCCCGCAUUACUCUGUUGGUGGACCCUGACAAUGGCGAAUUUGAGAUUCAAAACGGCACGGGGACCAUCCUCUCCCGGGUCUCCUUUGACAGGGAGCGCCAGAGCACCUACACCUUCCAGCUGAAGGCGAUAGAUGGAGGGACACCGCCCAAGUCUGCCUAUGUAAGUGUCACCAUCAAUGUCUUGGAUGAAAACGACAACACUCCCUUCAUCACUCAACCUUCCAAUUCCUCCUUCCAACACAUCAACCCCCUCGCCGCCAUUGGGACGGUGGUGGAGCGGGUCAAAGCCGAGGACAUGGACAUAGGAAGCAACGCCAAUUUGACCUACGACAUUGUUGGAGGUAACCCCUUUGGCCUGUUCCACAUCUCGCACGCUGGAAGCCUGACUCUGGAGAAAGAACUCGUGCGUCGACACUACGGGUUGCAUCGGCUGGUGGUUCAAGUGAGAGAUGGUGGGACGCCAGCCCGCUUUGCCACCGCCCUGGUCCACAUGUACGUCAACGACACCAUGGCCAACGUGAGCCUGGUGGAAGCGUUGGUGGGUCACAGCCUCAACACCCCGUUGGACGUGGACAUUGCCGGCGACCCCGCUUACGAGAAGAACAAACAGAGGAGCAACGUCCUGUUCGGAGUGAUCGCUGGGAUUAUCGCAGUCAUACUGGUGAUAGUGGUUGUGGUACUGAUCCGCUACUGCCGGCAGAAGGAAGCCAAGAGCGGCUACCAGGCCGGCAAGAAAGAAACCAAGGAUCUGUACACCCCCAAACAGACCAACAAAAACACCAAGCACAAGGACAAGAAAAACAAGCUCCCCAAACCUUCGAAACCACUGGAAGCCGAGGAGAGCGGCGCACAGAGGGGAUUACAAUUCAACUUGAUCAACGAAUCUAGCACUGAUAGUCCACGGAUUCAUCUGCCGCUGAACUGUAAUCCGGGCAGCCCCGACCUCGGGAGACAUUACAGGUCGAAUUCCCCUCUCCCCUCAAUUCAGCUCCAUCCGCAGUCGCCGACUGCUGGGAAGAAACACCAAGUGGUGCAGGACCUGCCCGCGACCAACACCUUUGUUGGAACCGGCGACAACAACUCUACCGGGUCGGACCAGUACUCUGAUUACAGCUACAAGACCAACCCCCCGAAGUACAACAAGCAGCUCCCACACAGAAGAGUAACCUUUUCCACUGCCAACCAUUCCCAGGAUCUUCAGGACCCAUCCCAGCACAGUUACUAUGACAGCGGGCUGGAGGAAUCAGAAACACCAAGCAGCAAGUCGUCCACCGGUCCGACGCUGGGACCCCUGGCCCUGCCCGAGGACCACUAUGAACGCACCACUCCCGACGGCAGCAUCGGAGAAAUGGAGCACCCCGAAAAUGAUGCCGAUGUAGAUCUUCGACCACUGCCCGACGUGGCGAUGACUGGGAAUUGCACGAUGGAAUGCACGGAGUUUGGCCAUUCAGAUAGCUGUUGGAUGCCGGGUGAACCAUCCCCCAACCGCAAGCCGAUAAACGUUCCCAAACUGUCCACCUUUGUGCCUUACGAAGACCACGGGAGCCAGGAUCGCCUGACCAAUGGGAGCCCCAGGCUCUCAGAGGACCAUGGUACCAAGAUGGCCAACAUCCGCUUCAUACCAACGCACAGUGCCUUCCCCAGUUCAAACCAUGAGCCCAGCAAGGAUUCAGCUCUGGAGGAAAUCCCACUCACCCAACCCCCUGACUACCAACAGCCCCCCGGACCCGCCCCCCAUAGUUCCAAGCGGGAGAUCUAUCUCUAGGGAAGUGAUGCUGCCUGCUCUGUGCCUGGUCUUGAAGCUAUUUCGACUAUUUGGAAACGCGGUUGAGCGGGAAGGAGCAGAAGAGGAGGAAAACGAUACGGAGAAAGCGAAGAAACAAACAAACAAAGGCUUUUGAAGGCAGAUUUGAUUUUCUACAGAAUGGACGGGAUUGAAAUGGUGUGGUUUUCCAGGGAUUUCCAUAACAUUGGCACAGCCUUGACCCUCCCCACCCCCCUCCCCCUCCCCAUCCACCUCCCCUCAUCCAGUGCCAACUGCAGA
Messenger RNA from Amblyraja radiata (thorny skate), 4555 nucleotides. Its product is annotated as protocadherin-1. The coding region runs from base 674 to 4276 and encodes 1200 amino acids. The transcript is spliced from 4 exons. Gene Ontology annotation, cellular component: plasma membrane. Gene Ontology annotation, molecular function: calcium ion binding. Gene Ontology annotation, biological process: homophilic cell-cell adhesion. NCBI's taxonomy places the organism in Eukaryota, Metazoa, Chordata, Chondrichthyes, Rajiformes, Rajidae. The record is from RefSeq and is a predicted model, not a curated record.